UAUGUUGGAUGACAUUAAUCCAUCAUUAAUCUGUCAGACUUUUGAAGUUUUGCAGUAAACACUAACAACAGGAAGUCAACCCGUUGUGUGUGUCUGCAGGUUGGUACAACCGACUCUUCAUAAACUUCAUCCUGCGGCGCCACAUCUUCUUCUUCAUGCUGCAGACGUACUUCCCCACCAUGCUGAUGGUCGUCCUGUCCUGGGUUUCCUUCUGGAUCGACCGCAGAGCCGUUCCCGCCCGCGUGUCUCUGGGUAUAACCACCGUCCUCACCAUGUCCACCAUCAUCACCGGAGUGUCCUCAUCCAUGCCUCAGGUGUCCUACGUGAAAGCUGUGGACAUCUACCUGUGGACCAGCUUCCUGUUUGUCUUCCUAUCUGUCAUCGAAUAUGCUGCCGUCAACUACUGCACCACCCUGGAGGAGAUGAGGAAGAUGAGGAGGGGGAAGAUCCCCUCCACCUUCAACGCCAGCCAGGCCAUGGCCUUUGAUGGCUGUUUCCAUGACAACGACAUUGAACUGACCACCUUUCCUCGGAUGGCGCCGACACUGACCUCCGACCCCCCUUACGGCCCCGAGCCUGAACUCGGACCCGCGGCCGCCGGAGGGGACGCGUCUGCGGCGGCAGCGGUCGGUGCGGGAGAACGUGGAGCUGCUGGUGAACACAGCUACAUGAUCGACUCGUACUCACGCCUGGCCUUCCCGCUGUCCUACCUGCUCUUCAACACCGUCUACUGGAGCCUGUACUGCUGA
Xiphophorus hellerii (green swordtail) is the source of this 749-nucleotide messenger RNA. Its product is annotated as gamma-aminobutyric acid receptor subunit rho-3-like. Lineage: Eukaryota; Metazoa; Chordata; Actinopteri; Cyprinodontiformes; Poeciliidae. Gene Ontology annotation, molecular function: transmembrane signaling receptor activity; monoatomic ion channel activity. Gene Ontology annotation, cellular component: membrane. Gene Ontology annotation, biological process: monoatomic ion transmembrane transport. The transcript has 4 exons. Bases 156 to 749 code for a protein of 197 amino acids. The record is from RefSeq and is a predicted model, not a curated record.